Solea solea (common sole) is the source of this 2336-nucleotide messenger RNA. Its product is annotated as cyclin-Y-like protein 1. Gene Ontology annotation, molecular function: cyclin-dependent protein serine/threonine kinase activator activity; protein kinase binding. NCBI's taxonomy places the organism in Eukaryota, Metazoa, Chordata, Actinopteri, Pleuronectiformes, Soleidae. Gene Ontology annotation, cellular component: plasma membrane. The coding region runs from base 700 to 1725 and encodes 341 amino acids. The transcript is spliced from 10 exons. The record is from RefSeq and is a predicted model, not a curated record. Gene Ontology annotation, biological process: regulation of cyclin-dependent protein serine/threonine kinase activity; regulation of canonical Wnt signaling pathway.
CUCGGCUUCGGUAGUUUUGACAUCCCCGAAGUGUAUGCGAAGCUAUCGUCGGCGCUGAAUUAAUCCGGCUCAGGCUGCGUUUCUACUUCUUAGUUUUCUCCGGGGGCGUUCGACACUCAAUGAAUGUGCGUUUUUGUCUUUUAGGAGGGGGUUUGAGGGGCUACAGAGACAAAAAAUGGAUUGGUCUAUGCUGUUGAAGAAGCAAGCAAGAACAGAUUGAGGUGCGGUAGCUAGUGUUAGCCGGCUAGCCAUGGAGGCGGGUAGAGGAGCUAGUUGUGAAUUUGAAAUGUUGGCCUCUGUGCCGUAUAAUGAGUUUAAUAGAAGUUACUCCGCGCUCAGAACCGACCAGUCCACGCAUGUAAUGGUUAUUAAAGUGCGCAAGUGCUGUGUUGCGCACACGCCAUGAAUGUGACAACUGCAGAAACCUACUGGGCUGUCAGUGCUUAGAGCCCAUCCUCCUCAGAAGCUGCUUGUUUUCAUUCUACAGCCAAACACACAGGUCUGGCUACUUCCUUAUACACUGAAUCAAAAUAUAUGAGAUCAUUCUAAACCCGUGUCCACCACACUAAAGUGAAAUUUAACUAGUGCUAGAAUUACAUUGAUCUUGAAGUUUCACUGUGCAAAUCAGUGCUAUCCCAGUCUGAGUGGUAGUUGUAUGGGAAACAGUAGUGGCUGUAGUAGGACUGUUGUAGAUCAACAAUGGGAGGUUCAGUGUCUUGCUGUAUCUCCACUGGAGAGAGUCCCAAGAUCUACAGGAGAGAGGUGGAGCUGGAGGAGUGUCCCAUCACCACAGCCGAAGACGUGAGUGAAGACACUGGGACCUACCUGCAGCACAUCAGUGACAGGGAGCUUCCAGACGAACUGGCCCAAGAAGCCAACCCUUCGGACCACCCCAGAGCCAGCACGCUGUUCCUCAAUAAGUCACAGACUGAUGUGCGUGAGAAAAGGAAAAGUAACUACUUGAAUCACAUGUCCCCAGGUAUCCUGACAAAAAAGUACAGCUCCUGCUCAACGAUAUUUAUCGACGAUAGCACAGUCAGCCAGCCCAACCUCAAGAGCACGAUCAGAUGUGUCGCACUGGCUAUAUACUAUCAUAUAAAGAACAGAGAUUCAAACCGCUCUCUGGAUAUUUUUGAUGAAAAGAAGCAUCCCCUGUCGCGGGAGAAGGUCCCGGACGACUACUCCGUGAUCGACCCAGAGCACAAACUCAUCUACCGCUUCAUCAGAACGCUCUUCAGCUCGGCACAGCUCACCGCCGAGUGCGCCAUCGUCACUCUGGUUUACCUGGAGAGGCUGCUGACUUACGCCGAGAUGGACAUUUGUCCUUGUAACUGGAAGCGCAUCGUCCUCGGUGCCAUCCUUCUGGCCUCCAAGGUCUGGGACGACCAGGCCGUGUGGAACGUCGACUACUGCCAGAUCCUCAAAGACAUCACCGUGGAAGACAUGAAUGAAAUGGAGCGCCACUUCCUGGAGCUGCUGCAGUUCAACAUCAACGUCCCAGCCAGCGUCUACGCCAAGUAUUACUUUGACCUGCGCUCACUGGCUGAUGACAAUAAUCUUAGUUUCCCGCUGGAGCCGCUGAGCAACAAGCGAGCGCAGAAACUGGAAGCCAUCUCCAGGCUGUGCGAGGAUAAGUACAAGGACAUGAGUAAAUCCAACAUGAGGAGAUCCGUCAGUGCCGACAACCUGGUUGGUGUCAAGAACUCGCACGCCGUGCUCUCUUAAGCCCCGCAAACAGCUGAUUGUAAGCAUGCGGAGGAAGUGGAAGAGCGCGAUGCUUCACUCAAAAAGUUCAUCAAGAGAAAUCACCAAAGCCAAAAAGUCACUAUAUGUCGACUUUGGACUGGAACAAUAAAAAGAAAAAAGAAAAAAACAAUUUUACCGUUAAGUAUCUCUAAAAUAUUAUUAAUUCAGCCUCUAUAUGUCCACUACAGAGACCUUGAGGCGUUAAACUUGUAUAGCAUGGUAAUUUGGUGAAAUCCUUUUUAUUUCAAAUCAUGGAUGUACCAACUUUGGAAGGACUUGGCACGGAAACACUUCCCCCGGUGCCACAAAUUCAGGACCUCGCCAUCUUCUUUUUUUUUUUUUUUGCAUCAUGCAGUCAUUUGGGCAGUUUUUUCUCUCUCUCGGGCUUCAUGCCUCUCUUCUCUCUCUCUCUCUCUCGCUCUCUCUCCUUCAUUCAGAUGAUGGCAAAAUCUUUCUUGAACUACCCUGUGGUGUAGUUAAGCACAUGGACAAAGAGUAGACUUUGUUUUGCUUACUAUGUAGGCCUCUAUAGCUGUGAAAUGUACUUCAUUUAAUUCAAAAAAUAAAUCUGCGUCGUUGGUUAAAGUGGA